AUGUCCGUUGAAUGUGUUAUCAAGGCCGCAAUGGGUGUUGAAACAAACACAAACUUUGAUGCUAACGUUACUAUUGCAAGUCUACGCCCUCGUUUCUAUGCAAUGACAGGCUACGAACCAUCUUCAAUGAAAAUUAAAGUAAAUGGCAAUCUUAUUGAAGAUGAAUCAUUGCCUUUAAGUACAUACGCAACAGGAUCACCACUUGUAAUUGAAAUCUCUGGUAAAUCAGAGUUUGGUGACUUGAAUGAUGUAAAUGCUGUUAAAAAGUAUGAAAUUAGCGACGCAGACUAUGAUCACCGUACAGGCACAAUACGUGAAAUGAAGCGUAAGGCCGGUAUUCCUGUUAAAGGAGAAGUUCAUCAUAAGUAUGAUGACGUUCCACAAGGUAUUGAAGUAGGAAACCGCUGCCAAAUAGAGAUGUCUGAUCAUUCACACCAUCGUGGUUGCGUCAGAUACGUUGGAAAGGUAGAAAAGAGUAAUGGCUAUUGGAUUGGCGUUCAAUUAGAUGAGCCAUAUGGAAAGAAUGAUGGUUCUCUCGAUGGAAAACGCUACUUUGAAUGUGAAAACAAAUAUGGCGUUUUCGUUCGUGCUGAAAAGGUAGAGGUUGGAGAUUUCCCUGAGAUUGAUUGGGAAGCUGAACUCGAAGACGAGAUGUAA
Molecule: messenger RNA, 657 nt
Organism: Trichomonas vaginalis G3
Lineage: Eukaryota; Parabasalia; Trichomonadida; Trichomonadidae
Product: cell differentiation protein family
Exons: 1
Coding region: 1-657 (218 amino acids)
Biological process (GO): cytoplasmic microtubule organization
Cellular component (GO): cytoplasm; microtubule plus-end; nucleus
Molecular function (GO): microtubule plus-end binding
Source: RefSeq, a predicted model, not a curated record